This is a messenger RNA of Elephantulus edwardii (Cape elephant shrew), 3900 nucleotides long. RefSeq names its product cadherin-related family member 2 (gene CDHR2). The transcript has 31 exons. Lineage: Eukaryota; Metazoa; Chordata; Mammalia; Macroscelidea; Macroscelididae. Gene Ontology annotation, molecular function: calcium ion binding; cadherin binding. Gene Ontology annotation, biological process: calcium-dependent cell-cell adhesion; adherens junction organization; homophilic cell-cell adhesion. The record is from RefSeq and is a predicted model, not a curated record. Gene Ontology annotation, cellular component: plasma membrane; adherens junction; catenin complex. Bases 1 to 3900 code for a protein of 1299 amino acids.
AUGGCGUGGCCAUGGCUGUCCUGCAUCCUGCUUCCGGCCCUCGUGAUGUCUGUGACAGCCAACAUGCCCCCGACUUUUCCGAAGAACUUUACAACAGUGACCCUGCCUGAGGACCUGGAACUGGAUGCUGUAGCUUUCUGGAUAAUUGCUGAGGACCCAGAUGGGGACACGCUGAGCUAUGGGAUCGACGGCCCUGAAGCCUAUUUCUUCAAAGUCAAUUCGGCAAGUGGGGAAGUGAGGCUGGCCAGCUCUCUGGACUACGAGACGCGGCCCAUUUUCACCAUCAUCGUCUUUGUGAGCGACCCUCACCUGCAGGUGCAGAGAAACCUGCUAGUGAUUGUGGAGGACAGAAAUGACAAUGUGCCUGUGUUCCAGAACAUCAGCUUGUCUGUCAGCAUCAACGAGACCCUGCCAGUCGGCUCUGUGGUGACCACUGUGCUGGCCACAGAUAAAGACACAGGACCUGGGGGCUUGGUGUCAUACUUCAUAGAAAAGGUCAUACCUUACAACCCCUUCUGGAUCCUGCCCAAUGGCUCCAUUAUUCUCAACGACAGCCUCAGCUACAACAACAAGAGUGCCUUCUAUCAACUGGAGCUGAAGGCCUGUGACGCAGGUGACAACAACGGCAGUAACAUCCUGUGCUCCCCUUCUGUCGUCUUGUCCAUCUCUGUGAUUGACCAGGCUGACCUGGACCCCCAGUUCGUCAGGGACUACUACAUGGCGUCUGUGUCUGAGGACGCACCCAAUGGAACCUCGGUACUGAAGGUGGAGGCUGUGGACAGAGACAAAGGCAUCAACGAUCCUGUGAUCUACAGGAUCUCCAACUCCACAAGGCCUGGCUGGUUUGACAUCGAGAACGACGGAGUCAUCAAGGUCAAUGGUUCCCUAGACCGUGAGCAGCUGCUGAACGAGGAUGAGGAGGUGCAGGUGCAGGUCACGGCCACUGAGAAGUCCCUCAACAUCUAUGGGCAGGAGGCUCAGGUGAGCAUAUGGGUCACGCUGAGAGUAACAGACGUCAAUGACCACAAACCCGAGUUUUACAACUGCACCUUCUCGGCCUGCACCUUCACACCACAAGAGGCCCAAGUCAACUUCACCGGCUUCGUGUAUGAGCACUCCUCGGCCCGCAUCCCCAUUGACAACCUCACGCUGGUGGCCUACGACCCAGACAAGGGCAGCAACGGCACCUACUCGCUCUCCCUGGUGGACCCGGACUCUGCUGCCUUCAGCGUCUCCCCCGAGCGUGCUGCGGGCUCCACUGAAGUGCAGAUCCUGGUGAAGACACCAGACCUGGUGGAUUAUGAGAAACAGAAGAUGAUGGUGGUGAAGGUGGUGGCCACUGACUCAGACAACCAGACCUCCACUGCCACUGUGACCAUUCAUGUCAUAGACAUCAAUGACCACCGGCCCACAUUCCCACAGAAACUGUAUGUCAUCUCGGUGCCAGAACACAGUGACAAUGGCUCUGUGGUCACCAGUGACAUCCAUGCCACUGACCCUGAUACGGGUGAGGGCGGCCACAUCACCUACAGCCUCCUGCCAGGGAAUGGGGCGGACCUCUUUGAGGUAGACCCAAACAAUGGGACAGUGACAGUGAAAAACAGUGAGCUCUUGGACCGCGAGAAGCAGGCCGUGUACUACCUCACGCUGCAGGCCACGGACGGUGGGAACCUGUCGGACUCAACCACCUUAGAGAUCAUCCUUACGGACAUCAACGACAAUAAGCCCGUAGUCAGCGGCUCCUACAACAUCUUUGUUGAGGAGGAGCAAGAAGAUGUUAGGGUUACCAUCCAGGCCCAUGAUGAGGAUGAGCCCAACACCAACAACAGCCUCCUGAACUUCACCCUGGCGCCAAGCCCCUACAGCCACAACUUCUCACUGGACCCCAGCACGGGGCUCCUUACAAACCUGGGGUCCCUGGACCGAGAGGCCAUUGACCCUGCGCUUGGGGGCCGAAUUGUGUUGACUGUGUAUGUGACUGACUGUGCUGAGCCUUUUCACAGCACUGAGGUCAAUGUCACCAUCAAUGUAGAGGACAUCAAUGAUAACCUGCCAGUCUUCAACGAGUCCAGUUACUACUUCUCCGUGAAGGAGCAGGAGCCGGGAGCACUGGUGGGUGUGGUGGUGGCCAAGGAUGAGGACCAGACAGAAGCCAACAACCGCAUCAGUUUCACUCUGUCAGGAAAUGGCAUCAACAACUUCGUUCUCCGAGGGUCACUGCUAGGGGCUGGGCAGGCCAUUGGCCGCCUUCAGGUACCCGUGGAUGUGAGACUGGACUUUGAGACACAGCCCUUCUUCAAUCUGACAGUCACUGCCACAGACCCAGAUGCCCAGGAAGAGACCACAGUAGCCGUGUAUGUGGAGGUGAAGGACGUGAACGAUGAGCCACCCACCUUGGAAGCAGCCUCCCUUCAGGGUAUCCGCGUGGCCGAGAACGGCUCAAAGCAUGGCCUGGUGGCGAAGGUGGUUGCCUUGGAUGUGGACACUCUGGCCCAGUUGGAGGUCGAGCUCAUGAACGUCCUCUGCAGCAAGGCAGGGGUCAAUGUGGGCAGCCUGUGUCAUGACUGGUUCUCUGUGGCAGCCAAUGGCUCUGUGUUCAUCAAUCAGAGUGAGGCCAUCGACUAUGAGGCCUGCGACCUGGUCACUUUAGUUGUGCGAGCCCAUGACCUCAUGACGGAACCCGGCUUCCAGGCCUACAGUGACAAUGGAAGUCUCCCCAUCACUAUUGAGGAUGUGAAUGACAAUGCACCCUAUUUUAUACCUGAUAACAGGACUUUUGUGAUCAUUCCGGAACUUGUGAUACCCAACCAGCAGGUGGCUUCUGUCCAGGCCAGAGACGACGACUCAGAGGACAAUGGGCGUAUCCAAUUCUCCAUCCUCCAAGUGGACUUCCUUUCUAAUGAUGGGACCAUCACCCCCUUCCAGGACUUCUUCUGGAUCUCCACCUCCUCAGAGGCCAACUUGUUCACAGGCAGCAUUGAGCUGGUGACCAACCUUGAUCCUACUCUCCAAGGCACCUACCAAGUAACUGUCCAGGCUCAGGACAGACCUUCCACAGGUGCUGCCCACGCAGCUAAAAUGACCUUAAAUCUCUUCACUGUGGACCAGAGCUACCGCGUGAGGCUCCAGUUCUCCACUCCAAAGGAACAGGUGGGACUCCACCUGGACGACAUUAAAGCGUCUCUGGCCCAGGCAACCAUGACCAGUGUCUACAUUGUGAACAUUCAGGACAUAGACUCUGCAACGCGGGCCCGGGGCCGCUCCUACCUCGAUGCCUACUUUGUCUUCCCAAAUGGCACUGCCUUGACCCUUAAUGAGCUGAGUGUGAUGAUCCGGAGAGACCAGGACUCGCUGACACAGCUGCUCCAGCUGGGCCUGGUGGUGCUGGGCUCCCAGGAGACCCAGGAGUCAGACCUGCCAAAGACGCUUGUCAGCGUCAUCGUGGGCCUGGGGCUGGCCUUGGUGCUGGCCUUUGUGGUCAUGACCGUGGCCAUCGUGUGCCUCCAGAAGAGCUACCGGCGGAAGCUCUGGGCUAUGAAGGCUGCUAAGGAGGCCCGGAACACAGCGGCGGGGGCAGUGCCCUUAGGGCCCACCAUCCCCGGAACGAAUAUGUAUAACACUGAGCGGGCCAACCCCAUGCUGAACCUCUCCACCAAGGACCUGGGCUUUGAGUCCCUCUCUUCUUCUAGCGACUACGACCAUGUCAGUCUCAACUCCCUGGAUGACAACAUUGUGGACCUGGACCAGGACAGGGCGAACAUCAAGGAGCCACUGCACAGUGCAAAGGAAGCAGCUGAAGAGCCCCUGAGCCUGGUGCUGUCAGGAAGGCAGGCGGGUACUGGUGACCAGCAGCAGACAUUGACCUUCACCAACGCUGCCCUGGAUACCACAGACCUGUGA